GUCCCAGAAUGAACUCCACUGACACAAUUUUCAUGCACACUCCACUUUGUGAACUCCGCAAUCGCAUAUAUGAGUAGGUGGGUCCUUCUUUUUGCAUGACAAGCAACCCAAAAUCUUAACUCUUAACUCUUCAGGAAGAGAGAGAGAGAGAGAGGCCCCAGAAGAUUCUUCUCUGUUCCUUUCCAAGGACACAGAAAAACAAAGAAUACAUUUAUAUUUGGUAGUGUUGUUGAAUAUAUAUUGUUGAUCAUCAUUCAUCAGCACUGAGGAAGAGAGAGAUGGCUUACAACAAGGGGUUGCAUUUACAUAGCAGUGGAGGGAGUCACAGAGGAAGGCCUUAUGCGUUGAUAUUGCUGAUCACAUUUGGGGUGGCACUGCUUGGGGUUAUGGUGCUUCAUAAGCUAAGAGAGAGACGCAUCUAUGCCCUUAUUGUCAAGGAGAAAGACCACCAGAUUCUUGCCCUUCAGCUUCUCCUGCAGAAGGAAAGAGAUCGCAGCAAAGAGUUGAGAGGGAAGAACGAAGAGAUGAAGGGGAAGAUCUACGCCCUGAGAAGUAAGAAGAUGGAGCUAGGUAGAACAGUUGUGGAGAUGCAAUCCACCCUGAAUUCACUGAAAGAUGAGCAGAAACUGAUGGAAUCAGCAUUUGAGGAGCAGCAGAAUGAGCUGAGAUUGAUGCAAGAAAAGGAACGCAAUGUGCGAGAAGGAGGCUCUGAAAUAGUAGCAUUAAGGGAGAAUCUUGAGCAUAAGGAAGAAGAGAUAAAGGACUUGAAGCGCAGCUUUGAAAUCCCUGUUAAUGAUAAUCAAACCAUCUUUCCUGAAAGCCAGAGAGCAAAUGAAACAAUGACAGCACAAGAUGAAAGUGACAAAGAUGACUCUUUCAAAUAUGAGGGUGAAGACGAUGAGGAUGCAAGUAAAAGUGAAUUAACCGAUUUUAAAGAUGGGGAUGUUGGAACUGAGAUAAAAGAUGAAAUUCGGACUAAUAGGGAGGUAGGAAAGACAAAUGAAGAUCCUCAAGACGAAGGUGGUGUCAGGGCAAAAGAUAUUGAUGAUGCUGAAGUGGUGGAUGAAAGAGAAAAGAAAACAAUAAGAGAAGAGAAUGCAGCACAAGUAGAGAAUAGUACAGAAGGUGAAGGUCAGGAUGUUAAGGUGAAACAAUCUACUGGGAUGAAGAAGAAACAUGGCCGUGCAAGCAGAAAAAAGGGGAAUCGGAGAGGCAUUGUGAAAAAUAGUUUGAUGGAGAACAAUGGAGUUUUUGAUAACCUCAUGAACAAUAGAAAGGUUAACAAAGAUGAGUUGAAAGGUAGAAGAGUUGGAAAAGUUUCUGAUGAGGAAAGUUUUGCAAGAAAAGAUGAGGAGAGGGACAAUGAUAACCCAAGAAAAGGCAAGCCACAAGCCAAAUUGCUAAAGCCUGAAAACAAAGAUGUCAAUGACAUGAAGGUGAAUGAUACAAAUCAGUGGGUGACAAAUAGUGGAACUAACAUAUACCCAGAGAAACAGAAACUGGAUGAAAUGAGACAGUCGGAAGAGAAUGAAAAGAGUAUUAUCCAACAAAACUGGAGCAAGAAGCAUAUCAACAAAGCUAACAAGAAUGCAGGACUAACAAAAUCCAAGGUGUUACCUGAAGAGCUAAAAGAAUUAGAGGAUGUACAAACACAGGAGAAAGAUGCGACUGACAAUGGCCAUGAUGAUGAUUUCUUAAAGGAAUCUGAAUCUGAGGAUGAGAAGGGUGAAUACAGAGAAGAGAAAGAUGAAUCAUCCAUGCUAGAGUAGUGAAGUGGAUGUGGACUUUGGUGUGCUUAUAAAUAUUUCAAAUUAGUUGCUUAUGUUUCAAUUAGGAGGAAAAUGUGGGUAAAGUUGAGAGUUUUUUUUAAUUUUACUAAUAUUAUGACAGACAUUUUAAUUUACAUUUAGACCAAUUUUCUUAACUAUUAAAAUU
Messenger RNA from Cajanus cajan (pigeon pea), 1935 nucleotides. RefSeq lists its product as uncharacterized. The record is from RefSeq and is a predicted model, not a curated record. Lineage: Eukaryota; Viridiplantae; Streptophyta; Magnoliopsida; Fabales; Fabaceae.